Molecule: messenger RNA, 968 nt
Organism: Centropristis striata (black sea bass)
Lineage: Eukaryota; Metazoa; Chordata; Actinopteri; Perciformes; Serranidae
Gene: guk1b
Product: guanylate kinase 1b
Exons: 9
Coding region: 62-772 (236 amino acids)
Cellular component (GO): cytosol
Molecular function (GO): GMP kinase activity
Source: RefSeq, a predicted model, not a curated record
AUUGAGAAGCCUCUGAAGAAUCAUCUGCUGCUUUCUGUACAGGCUGCGACACGACAGAACAAUGUCAGGACCGAGGCCUGUGGUGCUGAGCGGACCCUCCGGAGCAGGGAAGAGCACUCUGAUGAAGAGGCUGAUGAACGAACACGAGGGUGUCUUUGGAUUCAGCGUGUCACAUACAACAAGAAACCCUCGACCAGGAGAGGAAAAUGGAAAAGGGCUGAACGCGCUCCCCUUGCUUCUGGGAGCUACGUUACUGCCCGUAGCAGACAUCUUUUCCUCUGAGGACUUAGAAAUCCCAAAGAGUCCAAAAGAAUCAGAACCCACAGAUAAAGACUACCACUUCUCCACGAGAGAGGCCGUGCAGCAGGGAAUCGACAACGGCGAAUUCAUUGAAAAUGCAGAGUUUUCUGGUAACCUCUACGGAACAAGUAAAGCUGCCAUAGAAGACGUGCAGGCCCAGAACCUAAUCUGCAUCUUGGAUGUGGAUAUCCAGGGGGUGAGGAGGAUUAAAGAGACUGACCUGAACCCCAUCUACAUUUCCAUCCAGCCUCCCUCCAUGGAGAUCCUGGAAAAACGUCUGAGGGACAGACAGACAGAAACAGAGGAGAGUUUACAGAAACGUCUGGAGGCGGCACGCAUCGAUAUGGAGCUCAGUAAAGAGCCUGGAGUGUUUGAUGUCGUUAUCAUCAAUGAUGACUUAGAGAGGGCUUACGAGGAGCUGAAAGAUAUCCUCAAUGACGAAAUCCAAAAAGUUCAGGAGGCCAAAUCUUAAGAAGGAAACAGUAACAGAGCCAACACCUGAAUAACUCCAUCUUCACUGUCUGCAUCUGAAAUAAACUUUCAUCUUGAGAAAAGUUUGUUCUUUUACCCUCGUCGUUACAUGGUCAGAGGUUUCCUCAGUACAGUUUCCUGUUCACUGAUGCUCAGGUAGAAAAGAGGGACACUGAAUUGAAAGAUGAGAGUGGAGG